Molecule: messenger RNA, 2346 nt
Organism: Meloidogyne enterolobii
Lineage: Eukaryota; Metazoa; Nematoda; Chromadorea; Rhabditida; Meloidogynidae
Source: the annotation of a GenBank genome assembly
UUCAAACAUUUUUUCAGUUAACUCAAAUUCAACCCUCCUCAAGCACCAUCAGAUUAUUUGCACGUUCAGUUCCUCGGGGCUACCAACCGCCUCCUACUUCCCCUUUAGGAUGUACCAGUUAUGCAAUACAAGCAGUACAAACCCCCUUCUCGUUUCUCCCACCCUUCGAGUAACAAUUUGCCGUCAUUCAAACACCCAUCGGUCGCUGGAGAAGCUAAAGAACCUUUAAUGGUUAAUACUUUAAUACAGGUGUUUGGGCCAGAAAAAGGAGAUGAAACUGAAACUGAGAAGCAAAGACUGUCAACAUUUGUUGGGGAAACAUCUAGCGAGCAAAAUUCACCUACCCCUCCCACUGAAUUGUUGAACGGUCAAAAACGCGUGACGCUUACAAGACAAUUGGACACCCUUGGAAGAACUUUUGUGCCUGCCAAUCAAACAGUUUCAACUGCAAAUCCAAAAAUAGCAAUUGUAAAAGCUUUUGCUGCUUCAAAUUCUUCCCAAAUAUCGGAAGCACAACUUCGAGAAGAAUUAGGCAAAGAAUUGGAACAAUCUGUUUCUCUUAUACUUGAUGAGCUGGGUAGGAAAGACAAAACGACUAAACGUCCAGCUACUUUGACCACUCAAUCUGUACCUGCAGAAGAGUUGGAACGAUUAGAAGCAGAGGAAAGUGAAGCAACAACAACACCAAAAGAAACUGAAAAUUCUGUUGUUUCAACUAGAGAAGCAACUAGUGUACAAACUGCUUCAACUACAAGUGUUGCUCCAUUAGUAGUCUUUCCAAAAACUAGCAAAGAACCGAUAGAGGUUGUCCCAGCAACAAACGUUGCAACAACAGAAGCAACGAGUGAGAAGGAGAAAAAAGAUGAAGCAACAACCGUUGGAAUUAAAGAAGAACAUAACAAAGAGGAAAAUGAAAUUGCAAGUACAAAAGAAACUUUAACUGAAGAAAAUAUUGAAGAGAUAAAAUCUACUACAAUCGCACCUGCGCAAAUUUACAAGAGCGCAGAGAAGAAAAGUGAAGCUGAAACAAAUUUACCUGUUACAACAACAAUAAAUAUUGAAGAAUCUCCAACAACCCCUACAAUUGUUAAACAAGAAGAAACUAAAGAAGAAACUUUAGAAAAACCAACAUAUCCAACAGAAGAAGAAAAAGAAGGGGUAACAAUAGAAGGAUCUUUAAUAUUUGAUAAGAAAACAACAAUACCAGAAGAAAUAGCUUUUAACGAAGAUGAAGCUUCCAUAACUGAGACAAUAGGAGAAGAGAAGAAAACAACAGUAGCAACAACAUUAGAGGCAACAACAACACUCCAAACAACAAUCCAAACAACACCAGAAACAUUGUUGCAAACAAAUUCUGAAAAUGUUUUGAGUAAAGAACAACAAGAGGUUGAAGAAGAAGAAAUAAAAGAACAACAAAAACAAACAACAUUAAAUGUUGUUGGGAAUAGGGAAGUUCCUGGCCCUGGGUGGCAACGAACUGAUUUUGAGGAAGGGCAGCUUUGGGUGCAAUGCAAACCUCCUUCAAUAAGGGCCCUCCUCUGGCCCUGGCCAACUAACAGAACCUUUGAAAACGGUGUUUUGUUUGCCAAAGACUUUCAUGAGGAGUCUGAUUGUUAUGCGGAAUUAGACAAGGAUAGUGGUGGGGGAGAGGCUCGCUUGGAUAUAGGUCCAGGAAAAUGUGGAUUGGCUGGGUCUAAAGCUAAUUCUUCACAAACACCCCAAAACCUUUCUUUAGUGCUUAUGUUUGCCCCACGGCGUUCUUUAUUCUCAUUUUUGGUUCAAUGUUAUACCCCAGUAUUGCCCACACAAAAGCAACAAUUAACAGCAGACUUGGCCAUUCAAAAACCUCUUGCCAGUCCAGUAAUGACCAAAACUAUCGAAUUGAGUCAAACCCCUCCUCGUUGUGAAUACUCUUUGAGGAGAAACACGCCGGAUGGCCCUCUUCUUCAACGCGCAACUCUAGGCCAGACAAUAUAUCAUCGGUGGGAGUGUGAGGGAGGGCAAGACGUUGCUGAACAAUUUGGGAUACUUUUGAGUGAUUGUGUGGUUGCUAAUUUAACACAAGAAAAAACAAAUAAUAAUAAUAGCUCUCCUGGCAAAACUUCAAUGGUUGAAUUAAUUGAUAGUGAAGGCUGUUCAACAGAUCCUUUGAUUGUAGAUGACCCUGAAUAUGAAAAGGAAAAUUUAGUUGCAUAUGCAAGAGCGAGAGUCUUCUCGCUUCGACCGGAAUCACAUUUUCUGAGGUUUUCGUGUAAAUUAAGUCUUUGCCUACGUCAAAAUGAUGGAUGUUUAGGACUAACUGUGGGUUUAAAUAAAAUCUUAUUUUUCCGGAAAAUACAAAAAUAA